AUGGCCUCAUUCGUCACUUUCCUACGCUUUCCCUCGCUUUCCUUCUCCCCAAACACUCUCCGCGUCUCACCCAAACGGUGCCGUUUCAAAGCUCAAAUUGCGGUCACCGAUGCAGAGAAGGCCGGCGUAGCCGUCGUUUGGUUAAAGCACGACCUUCGAAUCGACGAUCACCCAGCCCUCCUCGCCGCCUCUAACCACAACGCCGUAGUUCCUCUCUACAUCUUCGAUCAUCGCAUCAUCUCCCGUUUUUCCGAGAAAAUGAUAGAAAUGCUUGUGCUUGCUUUACAAGAUUUGAGAAGCUCGUUGAGAGAUAAAGGUUCGAACUUGAUGAUCAGGCUGGGGAGUGCUGAGAGUGCGCUACAAGAGCUUGUAAAAGAGGUUCAGCUUGUCACCACUGUCUAUGCUGAGGAGGAGGUGGAGUAUGGAUAUAGGCAGAUGACUGGUAGUGUCAAGGGCACCUUGGAAGCAAUGCCUUCUGCGCCCAACUUUGUGCUGUGGCGGACUCCGUUUUAUGAUGUGAAGAGUUUGAAAGAUAUUCCUGAUUCGUACAAUGAUUUUACCAAGCUUCGAUUACCGAUAACUUUGCCACUUCCUCCGGCAACAUUAACUGGUGGUGAAAUGGAAUUGGACUGGGGUGCUAUCCCCACAUUUGAUGAUUUGAUGGAGUUUGUGAAGGCAAAUCCAUGCAAAGUGGAAGAAAGUUGGGCUUCAACGAAGGAGAUGUUGACUGAAACAAUUCUCAUGAAGGAAAUUUUGAAGCCCGGAGGAAGAAAUACAAUCAAUUCGAGUUUUAGACAUGUCCAGGUCCAAUCAAAGAGACACGAGAAUUCUGUCUUUGUGAAAGGACAUUCUGUGGGAGGGGGGACAAGCAACAUAUUGAAAGCUUUGGCUGCGUACUUGCGAUAUUUAGAGGGAACAGAACGGGAUCACUACUGGAAGGAGGUACAUGAAAGGAUGCCUUAUGCUGAAAGUCGGAAUGGGGCUUCAUUUACUACACUCUUUGGUCCUGCCCUUUCUCUUGGCAUCCUAUCCAGAAGGAGAGUACAUUUUGAAGCUCUCAAGUAUGAGAAAGAACGAGAUUCUGGAUUUCUGUCUUCUUUUGGAUAUUCAUCCGCUACGGUUGCUACAACUGUUGAUUCAGUGUGCUCAAUGGAGUGGUAUUCGCUUGUGGCUCUAAAAAGUCAGAUAAAUGAUGACAGAAGAUAUCAUAUUCGUAUUUGGAGAUGGAAAGGCUAUCUAAUUCAGUAUACAGUUGUUGGUCAUGAAGGUCCUGCUACUCUUCUUGUUCAUGGUUUUGGAGCCUUCUUGGAUCAUUACCGUGACAACAUAUGUAGCAUUGCUGAAGGUGGAAACAGAGUUUGGGCCAUAACAAUUUUAGGAUUUGGCAAAUCAGAAAAGCCAAAUGUUGUAUACACUGAACUCAUGUGGGCUGAAAUGCUUAGAGAUUUCAUUAUUGAAGUUGUGGGUGAACCAGUGCAUCUUGUUGGGAACUCAAUUGGUGGUUAUAUUAUUGCAAUUGUCGCUCGUCUUUGUCCUGCUUUGGCCAAAUCUGUUGUUCUUAUCAACAGUGGUGGGAAUGUUAUUCCAGGAUAUUCCUCUGCGCUAUUCACCAAAGAGAGAAGAACUUCUGGUGCUUCAUGGCUAGGUGCUAAAUUCCUUUUGUUUUACUUAAGGUUGACUCUCAAGGACAUAGUGAAGAAUUGUUAUCCAGCUAAAACAGAGCGAGUCGACAAUUGGCUUAUUGAUGAAAUGCUAAGAGCAUCAUAUGAUCCUGGGGUAGCAGUGGUCCUAGAAAGCGUUUUUAGCUUCAAUCUCUCAGUCCCUCUAAAUUAUCUCUUGGAUGGAUUCGAGGACAGGGUUUUGAUUAUACAGGGAAUGAGAGAUCCAAUAUCUGAUUCCAAGUCAAAAGUGGCUAUGCUUAAAGAACAUUGCGCUGGGUUCAUAAUCAAGGAAUUGGAUGCCGGUCAUUGCCCCCACGACGAACUGCCUGUUGAAGUGAAUUCUAUUAUUCUUGAAUGGAUAGUGUCUCUGAGCAGCAAACUUCCGGUUGGCAGCUUUAAGUAG
Molecule: messenger RNA, 2064 nt
Organism: Prunus armeniaca (apricot)
Lineage: Eukaryota; Viridiplantae; Streptophyta; Magnoliopsida; Rosales; Rosaceae
Source: the annotation of a GenBank genome assembly